AUGAGGAAUAUCUCAGUAUUUGUCACUCUCACCUUUGAAGGUCUAUUCUCUGAUUUAUUAUUACUACAGCUUCUGUCCUAUCUGCUUAAUUUCGCUAACAAAUAAACAAGCAAGCAAGCGAGAUAGCAAUCAAAUCAAUAAACUAAUAAACACUUAUUAAUUUAUAGAUUUGUGACUAUCUCCUUAGUCUUCAAUAGCGCUAGCAACUUACUAGAGAUACAAAAUUUUAAAAACAUUUCUUUUAAACUUUCUAUAGAAACUUAUUAAGGUCUUAUUUUAUUUAAUUGCAAAUUAAAAGACAAUUGUGAUAUAUGA
Molecule: messenger RNA, 315 nt
Organism: Tetrahymena thermophila SB210
Lineage: Eukaryota; Ciliophora; Oligohymenophorea; Hymenostomatida; Tetrahymenidae
Product: transmembrane protein, putative
Exons: 1
Source: RefSeq, a predicted model, not a curated record